GUUUUCUGACUCGCGAUGUCUUUCUAGAUUUUCGGGUUCCUUUUGGACUCAGUUGGUUGCAGAUUUUUCUCGCCUGCUCUUCAUGUGUUUUCUGUAUGUAGGUGACGGCGAACAAGAUCAAUAGUCACGUCUACCGAUUUCUACAAAACAAAGACGCAUAAAUGAGAAGAACCAAACAUCUUCUCCUCAGUAAAUAAAGAUCGUGCCACAGCCAUGGAUCCCCAACAACUCGGCAACCCUGGAGGUGGCUCCCAGCAGUCCGCCCGGAGUUCCCAGUACGCGCGGUUCGGUGCGGAUGUGUUGAGCCGGAUGGAGAAAGUGCCCAGCGAGCUGCUCGCAUUGACUUAUGGCUCACUGAUCACGCAACUGAUGGAGGAUCUGCACAGCGACACGCAACAAAUGAACGACGCCCUCGACCGGAUGGGAGAGCAGAUGGGAGCGAGGUUGGUGGACGAAUUUUUGGCAAAAACGCAAAACAUCGUGACGAGUUUUCCACUCUGCUGCCAGGACUUCCCGGACUUGUGCGAAAUAAUAGCGACGGUCGGGUUUAAAAUGUACCUCGGGGUGGCAGCUGAGGUAAGGCUAAGGGUAAAGAACUUUCAAUCAUCACAAAAACAAAUUUUCUUCCGACUACCGGCUUUCUUCAAGGGCCUCACAUUGCACUUUUCGUUCCACCCUCUAACUUCAGGUUGCUAACGUGUCCGAGAAGUCCUGCGACUUCAUUUUGCGAGAAAAUCCGUUAUCGGAGUUCGUGGAAAUACCCGCAGAGCUUCAGUCUGGCGGCCUCUGGUACAGCAACAUCCUGGCUGGCGCGGUGCGCGGCGCGCUCGCGGCGGUGGGUGUGAGGACGCGGGUGUACUUUGUGGAAGAUGUGACACGGGAUGACAACGACAUCACAAGAAUAGCCUGUGAACUGAUUGAAUACAUGGUAGAUGAGUUCGAUGAUUGAAAACAAAAAGAAAAUUUUUCUAGAAGAGACACGGCGCGUUUUGUGCUGCCUUUGUUCAAAUGUGAGCGCCGGAAGAUGCAUCUUCUAGCACCAUCUGUU
Molecule: messenger RNA, 1048 nt
Organism: Amoebophrya sp. A120
Lineage: Eukaryota; Dinophyceae; Syndiniales; Amoebophryaceae
Source: the annotation of a GenBank genome assembly